Messenger RNA from Macrosiphum euphorbiae (potato aphid), 300 nucleotides. Lineage: Eukaryota; Metazoa; Arthropoda; Insecta; Hemiptera; Aphididae. The record is from the annotation of a GenBank genome assembly.
AUGGAAAUAAUGUUUAGAAAAUGUAGAAGUUUAAUUUUAAACAACAAGAGGGAAUUAUUCAUGAAGACAUUAGAACUUGAAUUAAGUGCCUUUUCGUGUUCAGAAUGUCAUCCAAUUAAAACAAAGAUGAUAAGCCGAUUUAUUGAAUUCAGGUGUAAAAAUUUAGGAACCCUUCUUACAAAAAAUAUGAAAAAAAGUGCAGCUUGUCUCAAAGCUAGCAAGAGUAUUGCAAUGAGAGAAGCUGUUAAGAAUAAAAUAAAACUUAAAGCAACAGUUGUAAAUAAUUUAAUUAUUAUUUAA